This is a messenger RNA of Ectocarpus sp. CCAP 1310/34, 425 nucleotides long. The record is from the annotation of a GenBank genome assembly. NCBI's taxonomy places the organism in Eukaryota, Phaeophyceae, Ectocarpales, Ectocarpaceae.
AUGGUUACUCAAAGGAAGGGUCGCUAUGUUGCGACCGGCGUGACAGCCAAAAGGAAGGCCAGGACGGAGAAAGCGAACUUGACCAACAUUCUGCGAGCAAAGGAGGCGGCUCUCGCUGCCCGCGAAGUAGCUGUCGCUGCUCGCGAGGCCGCGGUGUCAGAGGCAGAGGAGGCGGCGAAUUAAAAGAAACAGCAGCAAGAACCCGAUGUGGACACCCGCACGCCCCAGGAAGAGGCUCGGGAGGAAGAUGCUGCCAAGCAGCGUGACGUCUUGGCCCACAGGACAGGCUCGCUUCUGGACAAAUCGCACUCUCGCAUCAUUCUCCUCACGUACUUCGAGCUCGUGCAGGCAGGCGUCGAGCCCAACAAGGCUAGUCACAGGACCGCCUCAACUCUUCGCGUGGGCAAGGACAAGGUGUUCAAGGU